Molecule: messenger RNA, 706 nt
Organism: Polychytrium aggregatum
Lineage: Eukaryota; Fungi; Chytridiomycota; Chytridiomycetes; Polychytriales
Exons: 4
Coding region: 94-549 (151 amino acids)
Biological process (GO): multicellular organism development; positive regulation of DNA-templated transcription; fibroblast growth factor receptor signaling pathway
Molecular function (GO): zinc ion binding
Source: RefSeq, a predicted model, not a curated record
CUCCUGCCCUCGCCCUCGGUGGGGUUUUGUCGUUCUCGCCACGGCGUGGAUCGCACCGCAUCCGUCGUCUGUGAUCUGUGCCCCUCUGAACGAAUGUGCAAAAGGUGUCUUCGUAGCUACAUGCCGGACCGAGGCACCUUCGUGGCCGACAAUGGCGCAUAUAUGCUGAACUUUGCAGGAUGCGCUAAAUGCAUGCACAUGGAGCUCGACGCUGUCCUGCGGCGCAAGCCAGUAGCCACCAAGUCAGAGCCUGAAACGGACGCUCCGAUUCAUGGGGCACAGAGCGACAGUAUCGACGGCGCCGACGAUCCCGACGACCCCAACGAGGCUGACGACUCCGACGAGGAGGGUGCAGAGACUUUUGAGCAUGUCUGCCGGAACUGCAAGCAUAUCGUGGCCACCCACAUCCACCGAUUCGAGGAAACCGCUGCCUAUCAGGAAAGCUCCAUGGAAUGCGGACUCUGCGGCUUUGGCCAGAGCACCGCUUCGAUCAUGCCCUAUGACCGUCGUCUGGCGGCUCGAUACAACGAAAUUGUUCGUGAAUCGUAGCGAUGGCGACGAGCACACAGUUAUUCUGCUGCCAGAAACACGCUGUAAUCGGAUCUGUGGGUCCGUUUGAAUCCAGACUGCUCGUGUCGGUCCCAAAACACGAUGUCCAUGACGCUGUCUAUGCUGCUGGCCAUGUUGUCGUCCAUGUUGCAACCCA